UUUUUUUUUUUUUUUUUCAAAAAAUAUAUAUACAUUUAAAUAACAGGUAUAACAUAAAAGAAUAAGAAAAAAAGGUUUUAAGGGGGCGCGAUGGACGGGAGGGCGUUGAGUAGAAAAAGGGCAUCGAUGGACAAGGACGAAAAGCACCUCCUCCAGUAUACCAAAUUUCAUAACAGGGAGCGUUACAGCAUGAACUACAACAGUUACGAGGCGGCUAUAAUCGACCCAGAGGAGAAGAAAGUGCGCAUGCUGCAGUAUACAUUCCCUGGUUACAAAUUGCGUUCGAUGAAAGACUACCAGGAGGGCGCUACGCAGACCCAUCUGUCGAUACACGCCAGCCUCCCCGAAGGAGAGAAUGCCAAAUUGAAACAGGAGAUGAGUUUGGAAGAGUGCAAACCAGAAGUCGCUGUCGAAACAGCCGUCAAAGAGGCAAAGAAGGAGUUGAAGAUCGACAAGAAUGAGAGGGGCUCCCUUGCUGCACACGGUUGGGUCGGGCCUCCCCUCAUCGUCAAGAUGCGCAUCAACGACUUCCUCUUCAUCGAAAUCACUCCUGUAGCACUUCCGCCUGUCCUGCUACGGCUUAACAAGGGCGCCAUCGACCAUCACACCCUCGAGAUCAGCGUCGUACCAGGUCCGCAAUUUGUGCCACAGGUCGUCGUGAUGAUCAGCGGCCUCGAGAUUUACCCCCACAACCAAUACAAUCUGCUCAGCGUGAACAAAUCCCUCGCCAGGAGGCCGAUCAUGUUCAUUGACUCGGGGCGCAACACUCAGGUCAAGACAGGCGGUCGGUGGCUCGGCAAGAAGGACGGGAUGCAGAACCUCGCCAUGGCUGAGUGCAUGCUCGAUCAGAACCAACCGGAGGAGGAGGAGGUUGAGGACGAAGGGUUUGACAUGCCCCAAAGCUGGCUCCAACUCCACUAUGACAAAAUGCAAAAGGUGAAAGAGUACCACCUGAACAAGUACAAAUUAGAGAAGGGUACAGAUGUGUCGCCCACAUCCGUGGGGAACCCGCUCAAAGUCCUUUUUGAAAGGGAUUACGAGCCUUCAUACAAACACCGUUCGCCAAAGCAGAUGAAAAAGUUCCACCUUGAAAACAAGCUGAUGUACUCGAAACACUUCAUCUACUCGCCGCACGGCACCUUGAACAAUAGAGACCGCACCAAUUCCAUCACAAAAGCACACGCGGCCACAUCGCACAUGGCAUUCCUCAAAAGGAUGGUGCCUUUGAACUUGGUGCCCAGCGGAGAAGAGCUCGACUAUAUCGAAGCCGAUCCGAAAGCGACGAGGGGAAGGAGGGGCACCUUCUACCCUCAGAACGAGGUCUACGACACGCCCUUGUCCGAGAUGGAUGAACCGACGAAUGCAGGUCUGCCUAAAAUCAAUAAAAUCACGAUAGAAAACAAGGAAAACGAAAAGAAGGAUGAAGUGGUGUCAGAUGUUCCGGUUCCUAAGAUCGAAAGAUCCAACAGCUCUAAAGUCACCUGGACACACAACAACCCCAAAAGGGAACAUUUGAAAAGUGUGCUGCUACAUAGAGAAUCUAUGGUGGAUAUGCAGAUCCAGCCCUUGGUAAGCGAUUCACCAAAACAUGGCAGGACGACAUCAGAAGAGUAUGCCCUGGCUAGGAUCAACAGGUACCUGCACGCACGAGGUGCCAGUCCCGUCUCCCCGUCACCACAUGGGAGCCAGCCCUACCAGUGGGGCGUCGAGGAGGACCAGACGGUCACAGACCGCCUUAAACGCGGCAUCGACAAGCUCGGCCAGACGAUAAACGAAGACCGGAAGAGCACGACACUCUCCCAAAAAAGCUUUUUUGGCAAUGCAAGCCGUAAAUCCUUCAAAUCUGACGAAUCUGACCGUAAAGAGGCCAGGGGUAACUCCUUGUACAAGAAAAAAUCCACCAUUUCGGUAGACAGUUUCAAAACUGCGAAGGAAAUGAGUGAAGCCGAGGAUAAGAACAACAAGCGGAAAACGCCACAGAAGAGGAAAAAAAGCCUCAAGAGGCACUCGUCCAAGGACCGACCGCUUCCAACCAUCAAAGAAGAGAGUCCAGCAUUUGAGAAAAGCCCGAAGAAGUCUUUCACGGACAUGGCCUUAGGUAUACAGAAAGAGAUGAGCCCCAUACGAGACGAAAUCAACAGCCUCAGGGACAAAAUGGCCAAAGUGCGCAGAAGCGACCAGCAGUCAGAGGUCCCAGUCACCAUCGCCAAAGAGAACGAGCUGAGGAAGUCUCUGCCACAGAGCCUCGACGCGGAGCCCAUCUGGGAGUCAAGGCAUUCAGCUGUGAGCGUAUUCCUCGAGCCCCCCUCGCCCCAGACAUCGUCCAUCUCAGGGGACGAGAACCAACCCGAAAAGAAGAAAGGAGUCAAACGAUUCUACCAGAGGUUCACAAAGAAAAAAUAACCCAAAAAUCCCCCCCCCCUGAAGAAAUGAAACUUUUUUUCUUUUCAAUUUAAAAGUUGAGCCGUUUAGACAAAAUAAAAUCCUGUCAUUUAUCAAAACAAGUCGCCUACUUCCUGUAUCAAAAUUAAAUCAAAUUUAAAGGAAAGUAGCAAAAUU
Molecule: messenger RNA, 2559 nt
Organism: Cimex lectularius (bed bug)
Lineage: Eukaryota; Metazoa; Arthropoda; Insecta; Hemiptera; Cimicidae
Exons: 5
Coding region: 91-2403 (770 amino acids)
Source: RefSeq, a predicted model, not a curated record